Onychostoma macrolepis is the source of this 4314-nucleotide messenger RNA. It is a transcript of the gene btbd3a, whose product is annotated as BTB (POZ) domain containing 3a. The transcript is spliced from 5 exons. The coding region runs from base 181 to 1566 and encodes 461 amino acids. Gene Ontology annotation, cellular component: cytosol. Gene Ontology annotation, molecular function: protein binding. The record is from RefSeq and is a predicted model, not a curated record. Gene Ontology annotation, biological process: cerebral cortex development; dendrite morphogenesis; neurogenesis. Lineage: Eukaryota; Metazoa; Chordata; Actinopteri; Cypriniformes; Cyprinidae.
CGUUCUUACGGCGCAUGCGCAGUCGGUCAGGCGGAUCCUCCGGUCAUGGAGGAUGUUGAUGUGCAAACCAGCUGCAAACUUUCCUCACUCUAUCACUAAACCUGCUGCAUUAAUCUGCCUCUGGUUGCCAGAUCCUCUGUCAUGAAAUCCUCCUCUGAGUAAUUGACAUGUGUUUGUAAAAUGGCUGCUGAGCUGUUUCCUGCCAAAAAACUGCCCACUGUCGCACCCACCGCUGUUCAACAGUACCAGCAGCAGAACGUCAGCAACAACAACACCAUUCAGGGAUGUAACUGGCAAGGCUUGUAUCCCACUAUCAGAGAGAGAAACGCAGUCAUGUUCAACAACGAGCUGAUGGCGGAUAUUCAUUUUGUGGUGGGACCUCCUGGAGGAACCCAGAAAGUGCCGGGACACAAGUACGUCCUGGCUGUGGGUAGUUCUGUAUUUCACGCCAUGUUCUACGGAGAACUGGCUGAAGAUAAGGAUGAGAUCCGGAUCCCUGAUGUGGAACCAGCGUCAUUCUUGGCCAUGUUGAAGUAUAUCUACUGUGAUGAGAUCGACCUAUGUGCAGACACCGUCCUCGCCACGCUGUACGCCGCCAAAAAAUACAUCGUUCCCCACUUGGCCCGCGCUUGCGUCAACUUCCUGGAGACCAGCCUGAGCGCGAGAAACGCCUGCGUCCUGCUCUCUCAGAGCUGCCUGUUCGAGGAGCCCGACCUCACGCAGCGCUGCUGGGAGGUGAUCGACGCGCAGGCUGAGCUCGCGCUCCGCUCCGAGGGCUUCUGCGACAUCGACGCUCAGACUCUGGAGAGCAUCCUGCGGCGCGAGACGCUCAACGCCAAGGAGAUGGUGGUGCUGGAGGCGGCGUUGAGCUGGGCGGAGGCCGAGUGUCACCGACAGGAACUCCAGCCCAGCAUCGAGAGCAAACGGCUUGUUUUAGGAAAGAACAUCUACCUGAUACGGAUCCCGGCGAUGGCGCUCGAUGAUUUCGCCAACGGCGUGGCGCAGUCCGGCGUGCUGACGCUCAACGAAACCAACGAUAUCUUCCUGUGGUACACAGCGGCCAAGAAACCGGAGCUGAAGUUUGUCUGCAAACCACGCAAAGGGUUGACGCCGCAGAGGUGCCACCGCUUUCAGUCCUGCGCCUACCGCAGCAAUCAGUGGCGAUACCGCGGCCGCUGCGACAGCAUCCAGUUCGCCGUGGACAAGCGUGUCUUCAUCGCCGGCUUCGGGCUGUACGGCUCCAGCUGCGGCUCGGCCGAGUACCAGGCCAAGAUCGAGCUGAAGCGCCAAGGCGUGACGCUCGGUGUCGCCAUCAUCAAGUACUUCUCCGACGGCUCCAGCAACACCUUCCCUGUCUUCUUCGAGUACCCGGUGCAGAUCGAGCCCGACACCUUCUACACGGCCAGCGUGGUUCUGGACGGGAACGAGUUGAGUUAUUUUGGCCAGGAGGGGAUGACGGAGGUCCAGUGCGGGAAGGUGACCUUCCAGUUCCAGUGCUCGUCGGACAGCACCAACGGGACGGGUGUGCAGGGGGGGCAGAUCCCCGAACUCAUAUUUUAUGCUUGAGAGAGCGUCCCGUUCUGAUUCAUUAGAACCCAUUGUUUGUUGUUCCUUAAUGAAGUGCUGCUCAGAUUUUGCACAAAGGCUGCAAAAAGAUUAUUAGAGAUUACUGACAAUCCAUAUAGACUAUAUUAGAAGUGUUUGUGCACCUGAUAAGUUUGGUUAUCAUUUACUCACCCUCAUUGUCUUUCUUCAUGCUGCUGUUUUCACUCCAGGAUCAAUGGAGACUGAGGCUGUCAGAGUUCAGAAAUAUUAAAACGGUCUAUAUAUCUUGUGAGCUGUAAUUUACACCGUACAAAAGUUUGGGGUCAGUACUACAGUAGUGGAUCAAAACCUUUCAUCAAAGUUGUCCUAAAACCAAAAGGCGUUCUUGUAUUACUUUGAACUUUUUUGCUCUGACUACUGUGUUAAAUAAUAAAUUAAUACUUUUACAAAUUUCUAAUCAUCAAAGAAUCCUGAAACAAAUCAAUUUAAUAAGCAAUAAUUAAUAAUAAGCUGUUUUCAACAUUCAUAAUAAUCAGAAAUGUUUCUUGAGCAGCAAAUCAGCAUAUUAGAGUUAUUUCUGAAGGACCAUGUGACUGAAGACUGAAGCAAUGAUGCUGAAAAUUCAGAUUUGCAUCACAGGAAUAUAUUACAUAUUCAAAUAGAAAACAGUUAUUUUAAAUUAUAAUAAUAUUUCACAAUAUUACUAUUUUUACUGUAUUUGAGCAAAUAAAUUUACCAACCCCAAACUUUUGAACAGAGGUUUAAGGUUUUUUUUUUUUGAUUAGUUGAGGCUCUCAAGUCUCAUUUCCAGUUGAACGAGUGAAUUAUUUUUUAAUCAAUAAUGACCAAUUUCCUCACAUAAAAGCUGUCAUAUGACUUAAGAUCACUUGUAAAAUGGUGAACAAGAUGACAUGAGGAUGAGUAAAUGAUCUUAUUUUCAUUUUUAUGUGACGUAUUUCAUUAAGAGAAGAGAUUAUGAUCCACUUAUUUAGCUGGAUAAAACUUUCUCUCAAAGCAUUAUUGAAAGACACUAAUAAGAACAUGUCUGCUAAAGAUAAAGUAAAUCUUAAACAUUUCAACAAGUUUUUGAGCGUGGGUAAAACGGUAACAGGGUCUCCUUUCGUUUUACAGGUCACGCGAGGUUCACGUUUUCACGUGACUGACAGCGUUUAAGCUAAACAAUCAUUCCGUGAUGUUUACUCUGACUAACGGCAGACAUCAUGUGUUUCUUGUGAGGAAGAUGAUUUAAUAUCUUGAAAUCUAAUUUGUGAAGUCACACACUUGAUUUAUUCUACAAAAUCAUAUUUGUAUCGCCUUGUGUGUCGUAUCGUAAUGAAACUGUAUUUUACUGAGCUCUAAAGUAUUUGUAUAAUUUUUUUACUCGACACGUGAAGCACAAUUUGUCCUGAAGCGUUUCGCUAAAAACUUAUUUUCUCUACUUAAUAUUCAUGUAAUCCUAUAUUUUAUAACAUUUUGGUGCAAAACACAACAUUGUAUGUAAGCGGCAUGACGUUAAGAGGGGUUUUACAAAGACUUUGAGAGAAAGGAUGAGGAGAGGGAGAACUAGUGGUGCUGGUUAAGAUAAUUUCACUAUUACCAUUAUUACUCAAACUGCAACAUGGAUUUUAUUAAAGGAAUAGUUCACCUAAAAAUGAAAAUUUGCUGAAAAUGUACUCCUCCUCAGGCCAUCCAAGAUGUAGCUGAGUUUGUCUCUUUGUCUCAGAACAGAUUUGGAGAAAUUCACUUCAUCACUUGCUCAGCAGUGGAUCUUUUUAGUGAUGUUUUUAUCAGUUUGGACUCUCAUUCUGACGGCACCCAUUCACUGCAGAGGAUACAUCGGUGAGCAAGUGAUGUAAUGCUAAAUUUCCCCAAAUCUGUUCAGAUGAAGAAACAAGCUCAUCUACAUCUUGGAUGGCCUGAGGGUUAAUACAUUUUCUGCAAAUUUUCAUUUUUGGUUGAACUAUUCCUUCAAAGUUUAAAACUACGGUGCACAACUCAAGUUGUUCUAAUCUGUCACUUAAGAUUUUCGCAAUAAAAUGGGGAGAAAGAAAAUCCCAGACACUAAGGGAGGGACCCGAGCCAUAUAGGGACCACAAUAUCAUAGACAGUGGGAUUGUUUACUAAGGCCAGUAAGAAAUCACCAUAGCAACGGCCUGUCAAUCAUCUGUAACAGCAUGGCGGCGAGGACUGGAACUGUACAAAUGAUACUGUGGUGAUAAAAUAAAUGUGGUAUUCGACCUGAAACACUACACUACACUCCUGCUCUUUCAGAUGGUGUACAUGUGUAUGUCCGUGUCAAACCUUAAUUGCACUAUUUCUCAUAAAGUAGCUGUUUUUUGUAACACUGUGGCACAAUGUAGUCAUUUCAUUCCAUUGGUUUUACUUCUGAAAUGCUUGUGAUCUGGUCUGGGGUUCCGCUUUAUUUGGUCGAAUCGAACCUUGUGUUAUUGACAUUACUCUGUAAUUUGUGCCUUUUCUGGAUUGGGUCUAAUGAUUGAACUACCCAAACGUUUCUUACAUGUACACUAAAUUCCUGGACCAUGAGUUGAGAUGAUUUUACAUGCUCUGAGCACUGGUCGUAUUCACUGGAAUUGUAAGUGUAAGAGGUUUCCAUCCAUUCAUUCAUUCAUUCACAGCUGUAUUUUGAUAUAUACGGCACGAGUGAGGAAGCCUGUGUAGAAAAUGAGGUGCCUGUGAAAGUGCCAACAGACUUUUUUGAAUGUGUGAGCGGCGUUUGUGUCAACAUGAAUAAAGAUAACUUUAACUCCA